CUGAUUGGUUCGCUAAUGUUAUGAAGAUCUUAUUGGCUGCUAUCUGUUUCAAGGCGCUCUUUGAACUGGAAGUCGAACCUCGUGCACACAAGGGAAGAAAACAUGUUAAUGCAGGGUGAUUGUUUUUUUUUUGGUCUUAUUCUUUGUUGGAAAUAAAACGCUUAUAACAAAAAACGAGUUGUGAUGGCCGGUGAGCGCAGCAGAGAGCCAGCUGGGCUGGAUGGACUACCAGAGCUGUACAGCGUUCUAAGAGGAGAGGUGGCUUCUGUUACAACAUAUGGUGCUUUUGUUAAGAUUCCAGGAUACAGAAAACAUGGUCUAGUCCAUAAGAACGACAUGUCUGCCUCACGGGUUGAUAAUCCUGCUGAAAUUGUCGAUGUUGGUGAGCAAGUGUGGAUUAAAGUCAUAGGCAGAGAGAUUAAUGACGAUAAAAUCAAGCUUGCAUUUUCCAUGAAAGCUGUUAAUCAAGGCACAGGGCGGGACCUCGAUCCCAACAAUGUGAUGGCUGAGCAGGAUGCACGCAGACGAAGGCAGUUCCGGGAUCACACGAGUCAGAAGAUCACUCUAGAGGCUGUGCUUAAUACUACCUGUAAGAAGUGUGGGUGCACAGGUCACUUUGCAAAGGACUGUUUCUCACAGCCAGGGGAGAAACAGUAUAGUUUGGUGCCAGAAGAGGAGGAGGAACCAGCCAGCCAGACUGUCCAAUCAGAGCCGCAGAAAAGAAAGAAGGAAAAGAAAGCCAAGAAGGAGAAGAAAAAGAAAGAGAGAAAGCGAGAGAGAUCAUCGUCAGACAGUAGUGAUGAUGCCAAAAGGGCAAGACACUCCCAUACACAUUCGGAAAAGAAGAAAAAGCACAAGAAACAUAAGCACAAGACACAGAAAUGAGCUCUGGAGCUCAGGUCAUCGAGUUCACAUGUCUAGCUGUAGAAGUCAUUUGUGUGUGUAUAUACACCUGCACUGAUCUUAGAGCGGUCAACUUUCCUGUUUGUGUCUGAAAGCCAUUUUAUAAAAAAUUAUGACUUGUUGAAUGGGGGGGGGACUGAUGGAGAAAUAAAAGUGCUGAAGUACAAA
Molecule: messenger RNA, 1071 nt
Organism: Hemibagrus wyckioides
Lineage: Eukaryota; Metazoa; Chordata; Actinopteri; Siluriformes; Bagridae
Gene: zcchc17
Product: zinc finger, CCHC domain containing 17
Exons: 8
Coding region: 184-885 (233 amino acids)
Biological process (GO): RNA stabilization
Molecular function (GO): RNA binding; zinc ion binding
Source: RefSeq, a predicted model, not a curated record